Molecule: messenger RNA, 1799 nt
Organism: Mugil cephalus (flathead mullet)
Lineage: Eukaryota; Metazoa; Chordata; Actinopteri; Mugiliformes; Mugilidae
Product: alpha/beta hydrolase domain-containing protein 17B-like
Exons: 6
Coding region: 275-1396 (373 amino acids)
Biological process (GO): protein depalmitoylation
Cellular component (GO): endosome membrane; plasma membrane
Molecular function (GO): palmitoyl-(protein) hydrolase activity
Source: RefSeq, a predicted model, not a curated record
GCUGUAGUCGGACAGUAGUAAAAAAAUGGUUGUCAUGAAUUUCAGCUAGCUAGCCACCGACAACUGUCAGUACACUAGAGUAAAACCAUCCAUGUCAAGACACAAGAAGGAUUUUCGAAGUCUUGUGCCGCUUCUGUGUACGUAUAGGGGCACGCCAGCCUCCGUACCAACCUACUGUGAACCGAUUCAGCUGGCUCAGUGACUAGACCAAAAGGCUUUGGCACCAUUGUGUGCCAGUUGAGUGCAAGACCUUUAGGAUUUCUGAAUCCAGAAGAUGAACGGUCUGUCCAUACGAGAGCUAUGCUGCCUCUUCUGCUGCCCCCCUUGCCCCAGCCGCAUUGCAGCCAAACUGGCUUUCCUCCCCCCAGAGCCCACCUAUGCUCUUCUCCCUGACCCAGAUCCAAGUUCUGGAGCUGGAGCUGCUUCUGGGUCUAAUCCCGCGGCUGCUCUCCCUUCUCUUGGAGCUCCUGGACUGCGUUCCCGGCUGAGCACUACUAGUGGUGGUGACAGGGGAGGUGGAGGAGGAGGAGGAGGUGGUGGUGGGGGUGGGGGAGGAGGAGGAGGAGGAGCAGCAGCAGCAGGAGGAGGAGCAGGAGCAGGUGGAGGAGUUGGUGGCACCAGCACCGGAAGCAGCAGUGGUGGUGGAAGUGAGGGCAGGUGGAAGCUACAUCUCACAGAGAGAGCGGAGUUUCAAUACUCGCAGAGGGAGCUGGAUGUAACGGAUGUAUUCCUGACCAGGUCCAGCCGAGGGAACAGGGUUGGGUGUAUGUACAUUCGCUGUGCUCCCAAUGCCAGGUUCACAGUGUUGUUUUCCCAUGGUAAUGCAGUAGACCUGGGCCAGAUGAGCAGCUUCUACAUCGGCUUAGGCACACGCAUCAACUGCAACAUCUUCUCGUAUGAUUACUCAGGCUACGGUGUUAGCACUGGCAAACCCUCUGAGAAGAACCUCUAUGCUGACAUCGAUGCUGCGUGGCAUGCCCUGCGCUCCCGGUAUGGCAUCAGCCCUGAGAAUAUCAUCCUGUAUGGACAGAGCAUCGGCACGGUGCCCACAGUAGACUUGGCGUCACGGUUUGAGUGUGCUGCUGUGGUGCUCCACUCUCCUCUCACAUCUGGCAUGAGAGUGGCCUUCCCUGACACCAAGAAAACGUACUGCUUUGAUGCCUUCCCUAACAUUGAGAAGGUGUCAAAGAUCCCAUCUCCAGUUCUCAUCAUUCACGGUACAGAGGACGAGGUCAUCGACUUCUCUCACGGCCUCGCCCUGUUCGAGCGCUGUCCCAAGGCCGUGGAACCCCUCUGGGUGGAGGGAGCCGGCCACAACGACAUUGAGCUUUACAGUCAGUACCUGGAGAGGCUACGGCGCUUCAUCAACCAGGACCUGGCUGCACAGCACGCCUGAGAACAACAAACAACAGCCUCUCCGCGUUUGUGCGAAUGAGUCCGCGUGUGGCGCGUGUGCAUGCACGUGUGUGGAAAAAGAGUACGUUUGCAUGUUUGAGUGAGCGUGAGUGAUGUUUAGGCCUAAAAAAAAAAAAGGAUGUGUGAUUUUUGUCACAUCUGUGUGUCUUUGAAGCAGCACACCUUCAGGUUAAACACAAACACAACCCAUGUUCUGUUUCCGGUUUUAAAGGUGAGAACAUGUUUUAAUAUUUCAUUAGCUGUAUCCAUCCGUGUGGUGGGUCGGUGAAACACUACAAACGAGAAAGGAGCUCGAACAACUUGACAAAUGCAGUUUUUAACGUGGGAAAAGUGAUGAAGUGCAGCUUUAAAAUGUGUUCAUUGAGAACUACGUCAACGUGCUG